Messenger RNA from Quercus lobata, 1356 nucleotides. Its product is annotated as transcription factor MYB118-like. Lineage: Eukaryota; Viridiplantae; Streptophyta; Magnoliopsida; Fagales; Fagaceae. Gene Ontology annotation, biological process: regulation of DNA-templated transcription. Gene Ontology annotation, molecular function: DNA-binding transcription factor activity, RNA polymerase II-specific; RNA polymerase II cis-regulatory region sequence-specific DNA binding. The transcript has 3 exons. Gene Ontology annotation, cellular component: nucleus. The record is from RefSeq and is a predicted model, not a curated record. The coding region runs from base 1 to 1356 and encodes 451 amino acids.
AUGGCGUUUGGUGGAGAUCUUCCUUAUUUUCCCAACCUUCUCUCUGGUAGUCCCUCAAAACAAGAGAUACCAAAUGAGUUGGGGGGAGAUAGAUUUUCCAUAGCAGGCACUAGUUCUUCUAAUGCCUUGGUUCCUAAUAAUGUUCCCAUUUAUGGGUCCAACUUGAAUCCCCACCAUGUUGAUCAUGUCAACCUCGUGGGAUCUACCUCAAACCUCCUUGCUGGGAUUCAAAUCCCAUAUGUAGGUCCAAUUUCACUUUUUGCAAAUGAGUUUUACUGUGAUUUCAAUGCUUAUGCAUCUUCUGUUUUUGCACCUGAUGGCAGAAAUGGAAACAUGCAUGGCCUUGAGAGUGAUGUUAGCCUAGGCCUUAGGGAUAAUCCUCAAAACAAUCCUGUAGCCCAAACUGAGGCAUAUCUGCUUCUCAAUACUCAACAACUCGGAUCAGAAAAUGGUAGUUUUGCUGAAAACAAGUCAUGCACAGAAGCUGAAACUAAUAAAUAUCUUAGCAAAGUUGAUCUGAAGAAGCAGCAGCGACUGCACAUGAGAAAGGCAAGCAAAGCUCGAAAGAAAUACUAUAACAUAAUCAAAGGGCAAUGGACUCCACAAGAAGACAGGCUAUUGGUGCAGUUGGUAGACCGGUUUGGUAUAAAGAAAUGGUCUCAAAUUGCUAGGAUCAUUACUGGGAGAGUGGGAAAGCAGUGCAGGGAAAGAUGGCACAACCAUUUGCGGCCUGACAUUAGGAAAGAUAACUGGACUGAAGAGGAAGAUAGGAUCCUGAUUGAAGCUCACAAGCAAAUUGGAAACAAAUGGGCAGAAAUUGCUAGGAGGCUGCCAGGAAGGACUGAGAACACCAUCAAAAAUCACUGGAAUGCAACCAAAAGAAGGCAGAACUCAAAGAAGAACAGUAGGGACUCCAACUCUAGCGCCACCCUCCUGCAAAGCUACAUCAAGGCAGUGACCUCAUCCAAUAUGCACGUCAACGACAACUCCAUCAACAACAACAACCUCUCAGAGUCAAGCGUGUACGUGGUGAAUAUGGUGAACAACAACCCUCAAGUUCAGCUUGAGAACUCAGACCUCACCUCCCCAAACUGGGCAGCAUUCCUAAGCAACGUCUACAAUCACAACGAGGCGGCCAAUACUGGUGUGUCUCUAAACAACGCUAUGCCCCCUGAAAAUAAUAUUAAUGUCUAUGUGCCCAUGCUUGAGGAUGAGGAGAUGCCUUGUAUUUCCGAUUUUGAUGAUAGCAACUGGCAGUUUGAGGUGUCCUCGGACGUGACUAAUUACUUGAUACUCGAUCAGUUGGGCAGGGAAAUGGAGUUGUACGAGACGACUGUAGGUCGAGGAAGCGUUUGA